Messenger RNA from Geodia barretti, 3159 nucleotides. The record is from the annotation of a GenBank genome assembly. NCBI's taxonomy places the organism in Eukaryota, Metazoa, Porifera, Demospongiae, Tetractinellida, Geodiidae.
CUGAAAUGAGGACCCCUCAACAGACACCCCUGAAAAAUGUGACACCUCUCCAACAAGGACACAGUUUCUCUCCCAAAGACCAGUGCAAAUAAUAAUUCCGGGGUCCCAGACCGGUACCAGUGUGGAGUCAUGGGAAUCUGACUCCUGAUAGCCUCGUUGCAGGUAUCCUCGAUGGCACGGAGCUGGGCUGGAGAGACGGACUGGGCAGCCAGCUCAACGAAGCACCUACUGCCAGCUCCAAUGGCCAGAUUCCUGGGUGGGAAAAAUAAGAAGAGAACUAUCACAGCGUGGUGUGAUGUAAUGCAUGCCGUAUAACCAUGAGGUUGUCUUGUGGCCAAAGUCUCGAUCGGCUAUUGCAGUUAUGAGAUGCUGUGCUGCAAAAAUACAGUGUGUGUGUGUGUGUGUGUGAAAUGGAACAGGAUUAACCAGCAGCAUUAUUUAUACUCCAUAGCAGUAACAGCAGAGUCUACAGUGGAACUCCUCUCUAAGGACACCCUAAAAGGACGCCAUUUCUUCCCCCAAGAACAGCUCUUGCAUGCUAUUCGAACACAUACAGGCACCUCAGUAAUAUGCACGCUUUCUUCUGUUCCGAAUGGUGUCCUGAUAGAGGGUUGCACUGACUGGAUUAAUACACACAACCAGUAUGUUGGUGUUACCUGAGUGUUGCUGCAUGUGGUCAAACCGACGAUUCCAGUCCACCUCCACCUCUACCUCGGCCCCCUCCUCCAGGGGUUCCUCCGUGAAAUGUACAGCAACUGCCCCCCUCCUAAGAACCCUCAGGACCUCAACCCCGUUAAUCUGGAGGUAAGGUUUUGCAGCAUUUACGCCUGAGUGAUCCUUUUUUCUACUAACCGCUCCUCUGUCAUACGGCUGGAGUAUAAAGGGAGAGAAUGGGGAAUAUCUUACAACACGAGACUUUCUCGGUAAAAUUCACCUGCCCGCCGCCCUCGGGAAAGAGCACAGUGUCGUCCAAAACGACUUCGUACUUUCCCUCCCCUUUUCCCACGGGCUCCGCGGGUCUGCACGACGCCACGCGACUCCGGUAGCUGCGAAGGUGUGAGUUCUUUUCUAUCGGACGAUACGAAGACAGUCAUGGGCGAUGAGGAUGCCAGCAGCCGUUGCAAGGUGUUCAUCGGCGGCUUGAACAUAAACACGACCAAGGAGUCGCUGACAAGCUACUUCGAACAGUUCGGGGAGAUAGUGGACGCUGUCGUCAUGAGAGACCCAACGACGAAACGUUCGCGCGGGUUCGGUUUUGUUACGUACGGCGACGGCAAGUGUCUGGAGGAAUGCCUGAAGGAAUGUCCUCACACUGUGGAUGGCAGACAAGUGGAUGCUAAGAGAGCAAUCCCUCGAGACGAGACGUCCGCUUCCGUCACCACCUCCAGCUCUGGACCGCCGCCCAUGGCGACCAAGAAGGUUUUUCUCGGAGGGCUCUCGCCAGACACCACAGAGAGGGAGAUCGAGGAGGUCCUAGAAACCAUCGGAAAAGUUGCCGAGGUGAUUAUCCAGCGUGAAAAGUUUACUGAGAAGCCCAGGGGGUUUGGCUUUGCUCUGUUUGAGUCUCCGGAAUCUGUUGACAGACUCUGUCAGAGACGCUACAUCAAGAUUAAGGACCGAGAUGUGGAGGUGAAGAAGGCGAUAUCUCAAGAGGAGAUGAGGAAAGAGCCCAGCAGAGGUCGCUCGGGAGGUGGGCAGGGAGGUUACCGUGACAACUCUUACGGAGGAGGCGGGCGCGACGCCUACCAAUCCAGCUAUGGUCGAGGAGGAGGAGGUGGAGGGGGCGUGUACCCUGUUGCUGGCUAUGACUAUCGAGGCUACCCUGCUGCGGCAGACUAUGCCAGACCCGACCCCUACUACGGCUAUCCCGCUGGUUACGAUCGGAACACGGCAGCUGCUGCAGCUGCUUAUCCUUACGCCAACUCGUACGCCAGAAGCUAUGACAUGGCGGCUUACAGAGAGGGGUUCAAUCUUCGUCGGGAUGUCCACGUGAGGGCGGCCACGUUGCUACGUCUCCUACAGGAGCAGUCGGUGGGAGGAACCAGUGACUGGGUCCUUGUCCUGCCGCCAUGGCCGAGACUGUACCACUGGCGAUCAGCCUCUCGCGACAGAGUCACCUUUGUACCCUGGGCCAAGUUCUUCGACCUGCCCAGUCUAAACCUGUUUGUCCCGACAAUCGAGUUUGAUCAGUACCUCCAGAGGAAUGGGCACACCAUUGACGAGGUGAUGGUGCUGCAGAAUUUCAAAGGAGAGUUUACAGUCGAUGAUUUUGGAAAGAUUGAAGAACAACCCUGUCUUAGUGACCAGUAUAGAUAUAAGCGUGUGUCAGGAGGAGAGUGGAAGGGAAGGAUGUUUGGUGUCGAAGGUUUGUCGAUAAAGAUUCACCGCUGCAUGUCUGCCAUGGGACACAUCUCUCUUAUCCUUCCUUACCUCCGCCAGUUGAAGGGCAACUCAAUGUUGGUUGAAAACUUUGAGAUCUUGCUCCACGAGAGAUACGGCGACACUAACUACUGGCAGUCUCGUUACAGCAUGGUCUACGCCCAACACCUGCGUGAGGCCGGAAACAGAUUCAUGAGUGAGACCCUCGAUUAUUGCCCCAACGAGGGUGGAGUGGGGAGAGAGCCUGCGAAAGAUGGAGGCGGGAUAUACAUAUCAAUCCAUCUAAGGAGACAGGACUAUCUGUAUGCUCACAAGGAUGUGGUACCUUCACUGGAAGGAGCAGCGAGUCAACUCAACAGGCUCAAGAAAGAGUUGGGGCUGGAGACCGUGUUCCUAGCUUCCGACUGCUCCGUAGACGAGAAGCAACAGCUCCAGGGAAUGGUAAAAGGUCUGGUAUGGUACACGCCCAGCGACGAGGAACAACGUAACUAUGGUGAUGGGGGUGUGGCCAUCAUCGACCAAUGGAUUGCUGCCCAUGCACAACAUUUUCUCGGGACAGCCCAUUCAACUUUCUCCUUCCGAAUCCAAGAAGACAGACAGUUUCUGGGAUUCUCACGAGAAUCGACUUACAAUGUCGUUUGCGGCCCCUCCGAUAACGAGCACGACCCCCACAGCUGCAAAAAGCCCUCCUACUGGAAAUGGGAGGGCGGGCCCCCGACCCCGCUGAAUUCUGGAGGUGCAACCCCCGCCGAUAAGAAUUCGGACCACGAAGAACUAUAG